Messenger RNA from Yarrowia lipolytica CLIB122, 603 nucleotides. RefSeq lists its product as uncharacterized. The record is from RefSeq and is a predicted model, not a curated record. Lineage: Eukaryota; Fungi; Ascomycota; Dipodascomycetes; Dipodascales.
AUGUCUGACGAUCUCCAAGAGUACCUAGAUCAGCUGGAAACAGUGCAAACCGAACUUCUGGAUGACCCAGAAAACGCCGACCUGGCAACCCUGAGGGAUGAGUUGCUCGAGCUAAUUCAGCUGUUACAAGAUGAUACUAAUGCAGAUGAUGAUCAAAAGGAGGAGGCCUGUGGUGACGAAAAGGAUGUGGUGGAGGGUGAGGACGGCAACGAGAAGGGAGCAAAAGAUUCUGCUACGGGUGGAAGUGCACCUGUCAAGCCCACUUUGGCUGUCCCUCCGCCCCCAGCAAGUGUUCCCAAAUCACCAGCUCCUCCUAAACCAGUGUGCGCUCCAAAGCCGCCUCCAAGAAGCGCAUCCAGUGCAUCGCCGACUCCCCCUCCCUCAGCUCCACCAGCUGAGUCACGUGCAAGCGACCGACCUGCUCUGCAGUCUCAGAACGCUCUGGCUCCCAAGAAGAAAAAGAGCAAGUGGGAGAAGCAGGAGGAGGCACUAGAUGCCACGAAGAACAAGUGGCAAAAGUUCAGCCAAAAGGCCAAUGCGGGACGGGCCAGUAUGUUUCAGAGUCCGUCUGACGCAUCCGGUAGAGGUGAGUAUUACAUUUGA